This is a messenger RNA of Uranotaenia lowii, 521 nucleotides long. RefSeq lists its product as uncharacterized. Gene Ontology annotation, biological process: proteasome assembly. The coding region runs from base 90 to 467 and encodes 125 amino acids. The transcript has a single exon. Lineage: Eukaryota; Metazoa; Arthropoda; Insecta; Diptera; Culicidae. The record is from RefSeq and is a predicted model, not a curated record.
UAUAAACAUUCGCAUUGUAAACUUUAAACCAAAGGAUGAUUCGAAGUUUAUCGUAGUAAAAUAUCUUAAAAAAGCUGUUUUGAUUUACAAUGUCCGCAACCGAGAAGGCAUUCGACUAUGUCGAAACUGUGAACAUCGGCGGACAGCCGACGGAUAUCGUGUAUCACCGGUUCGCGAACAAAUCGUUUUUACUGGUCACCCAACGGCAGAAAAUAACCAAUGUUUACACGGUGCGUAAUCAAUCGUCCCAAGAACAGGCCAAUGGUUUUGAAGGAUCUGCCGGUAACAACCGGAUUUACAGUAUAAAACACACAUUUGGUGCUGCUUCAGACGAAACAGAAGCGGCCAUAAGGUAUUUGAUGAAUUUUAUUGAUUUGAAUGAGGAGAUUGUGAUCACGUUAGGAUUAGAAGAAAUCAACAAAAAGUCACUCGAUACAAUCGGGACCCAGCUGAAAACAAUAGUUUAAUAGACGAUUUAACUUAAAUAAACAAAGGUCCCGGCAUGCACACGAUUAAAUCCA